Messenger RNA from Fraxinus pennsylvanica, 372 nucleotides. The record is from the annotation of a GenBank genome assembly. NCBI's taxonomy places the organism in Eukaryota, Viridiplantae, Streptophyta, Magnoliopsida, Lamiales, Oleaceae.
AUGGAAUUCUUCAACAAAUUCCAAUGCUUUGUUUUGUUUAUGUUCUUCAUGACCAGAGGUAGUCUGCAGUGCAGUCCUGGAACCCUUAAGGACAUUACUAUUGAACAAGUUAGAACCGGAGCGAAAAUUCAGAAUAAACCGGAGUGGAAAGUGACGGUCCACCAAAAAUGCCCCUGUAGCUUUACAAACGUGCAAGUACGUUGCCCUGGGAUUGAUUCUGUUGUUAAGCCCUCGCCUUUUAUUAUUUCCAAGUCCGGCCCAGGCUUGUGCCUGCUGAACAACGGGAACAGUUUACGAACAUUUGAUUUCACUUAUGGCUCGGAUCAACCGAUUGCUUUUGUUCCAUUUUCUUUCGAAGAAGCAUGCUCUUGA